Aspergillus alliaceus is the source of this 885-nucleotide messenger RNA. RefSeq lists its product as uncharacterized. The record is from RefSeq and is a predicted model, not a curated record. The transcript is spliced from 2 exons. NCBI's taxonomy places the organism in Eukaryota, Fungi, Ascomycota, Eurotiomycetes, Eurotiales, Aspergillaceae. Bases 1 to 885 code for a protein of 294 amino acids.
AUGCGCUCCCUAGCCUUAGUAGCAGCUUCAUAUCUCCCUGCAAUUCUCGCAGCGGCAGCUCCUCCCAACCUCACCUUUGAUCAACUCUGGAAGUUAGAAACCAACAUCUGGGAUAACUUCCUUUACCCAGCUAACUUGAAGCAAAUCAAUGCCACCGAUAAGUCCGUUUUUGCCGAGGAUGUCCAAGGACGCGUCGACAUCACACGCACCUUUCCGGGUCGAGAACUAAACAAUGAGUACAUCUUCGGCCUUUUCUCGCAGCCAGACUCCCUCAGUUUGACCGGUAUUCCGAUUGCCUACAACAUUACCCAGUUUGUCGCCAACCAGAACAUGGCCUCAGCUACGACAGUGAUUAUCUUCAAUGCGACUUCAUUUGAUGUGCUUAUCCCACUUACUGUUGACUCGUGGAUGGCCUUCAAUGAAGACGGGAAAGUCAUCCAGUACGAUGCCACGUUCCGGUGGUUCGAAUGGCUCGUCCAGACGCUGCUCGAGGCUGCGGGGAAUAAGUUCCAGCUGACGGAUCCCGUUGAGAUCCAGAGCAAAUUGGCUCAGCUGUUGGCGGAUGCUAUCUGCGAGACGAGCGACAAGUAUUGUACGGGUGACAAUAAGCAGUAUGACAGCAAGGAGCAAUGUAGGCAGUUCUUGACAGAGCAGACGAGGUUCGGGAAGCCGUUUGAGCUGGGGCGGAAUACGUUGCUUUGCCGGGAGGUACAUAAGCAUAUGGUGCAGUAUCGACCAACGGAGCAUUGCCCACACAUCGGACCAAGUGGAGGAGAUAUGUGUGUGGAUGACAAGUCCUACAUGGAGACCGUCACGGAGGCAUACUUCCCCCAGUCGUGGAUUGCCUAUGGAUAUGGAGAUGAUAAUAUGUGGGUUAAGCAGUAG